UGAAGGACAGAUGUGGGGACAAGAGGGAAGGAGAUGAAGUGCUCCUCCGCAAUCCAGAAGAUCUUUUUAAUGGCCUCCGACUCCAAGCCCCAGCGCCUCCGUCAAUGUCCGCCGCUGCAUCAUCUUCUUCUCCUUCUUCUUCCUGCUUUCUUCUUGGCAAUUCGAUCUCGCUUUCCUGCACAACAACCCUAGGAUUCACCCUCUCUCCGCCGCUUGUGUCGCUCAUACUGGCUGCAUAAUACGGCUUCGCAGGGGCAAGCUUCCAGAGCUCGGCAGCUAAGAAGGCCAGGACGAUGACGACCCAGUCUUCUCUCAAGGACGCCUUCUCCUCCUACGCCGAUGACCUCAACCAUCUCAAUCAGUAAAAGCAACAAAGAGGAAGUCUUGGAGAAGGCACACAAGGAUUUAGCAGCUGUUGUGGAUCAGUACGUAGCCAAAUUGGUAAAAGAGUUGCGGGGCAGUGACUUUUGGAAACUCCGACGGGCAUACUCUCCAGGGAUACAGGAAUAUGUUGAGGCCGCCACUCUCUGUAGAUUUUGUAAAUCUGGGACCCUUUUAAAUCUCGAGGAGAUGAAUGCUUCUUUAUCAUCGCUGAGUGAUCCAUCUCAUAAACCUUUGCAGAUUAAUAUCCUUGACUAUAUUCUUGGGCUUGCAGAUUUGACAGGAGAGCUUAUGAGGUUGGCUAUUGGUCGGAUAUCGGAUGAUGAACUUGAAUAUGCGCAAAAGAUAUGUACAUUUGUGCGCGAAAUACACCGUGAGCUGACCCUUUUAGUGCCACGCAUGGACGAACCUUAUGAUAUGAAGACAAAGAUGGAGACAAUGCUUCAAAGUGUGAUGAAAAUUGAGAAUGCUUGCUUUGGCGUCCACGUGAGAAAAUCAGAAUAUAACCCGUUGCUCGGAUCUGGUGACCCAAGCUACCCUCUGAUGGGGGUUGCUGGGGGAAUUGAUCUAUGAAGCGGUACCAACGCCGAGAUGUUUGGAGUUGCUCCCAAUGAAGGUCUCGGGGCCCCAAAAACAAGAAGCUUCUGCAACAACUUUAAGUGAAUGUAGUGCUGCCACUGCCAUGAAUCCCAUUGAAAGCAUCCUGGCUGGAUAUUUACUUGUGACAGAUGGUAAAGGGUAGAUUGUAAUUGAGCUUAUGGGGGAGCUUUAAAGGAGAUUUUGACAUGGGAUGCUUGAUUCUGAAGUUGGACGAGCUUUCUUGACGACUUAAAAGGACUAUUGCCCCACUUUUCUGGAAA
Eucalyptus grandis is the source of this 1241-nucleotide messenger RNA. Its product is annotated as translin-associated protein X. The record is from RefSeq and is a predicted model, not a curated record. Gene Ontology annotation, molecular function: RNA endonuclease activity; RNA binding; sequence-specific DNA binding. Gene Ontology annotation, cellular component: nucleus; cytoplasm. NCBI's taxonomy places the organism in Eukaryota, Viridiplantae, Streptophyta, Magnoliopsida, Myrtales, Myrtaceae. The transcript has 6 exons. The coding region runs from base 340 to 954 and encodes 204 amino acids.